UCGUAUAUGUAGUAUGCAUAUGCAUGUAUGUACAUACGUGACAGCGCGAGUGGUGCAUGUUCUCGAUCUUGGAUCCACCUCCGAAGAGUUUGACAGAUGAUCGACCGUCAGCGUUUGGCGAGUACGACAAAGUGAGGAGCGACGAAAGCGCUAAGCCGACAUGGAGGCAGUGCCGAGGUUGCCGAUGAUAUGGUUUCAGCUGAAAGUCAGUCCGGAGCCGACCACUUUUGGGCCGAAGCUCAAACAGUACAUACAAGAUUUUUACAACGAGGACCCUGAGUCGUACACCAAUGAGAUACAUCAAUUGGAGAGUUUACGCUCGAUGGCGGUUAGACCACCAGGCGACAUGGCUGGAUGCGCGCUACUGAAGAAGUAUUAUUGCCAGUUGCAUUUUCUUCAAAGCAGAUUUCCCAUGCACAAGGAUGGCCCUGCGGCAGUCACGUUUACAUGGAGAGAUGCCUAUGCAAGUCUGGUGUGUUCAUUGAGUAGCAUCCGUUUCGAGAUAAUAUCGAUUUUAUACAAUAUUGGAGCAAUGCACACCCAGCUGGGCGCGCGGACCGAAAGAAACAGUGCGGAUGGAAUGAAGAUGGCGUGUACUCAUUUCCAAUGCGCGGCGUGGGCUUUCGAACACCUGAAGAACAGUUUUCCCCAGCCGUCUGGUAUUGACCUGUCGCCGGAAUUAAUGACCUUUAUGCUUCAGCUUUCCUUAGCGCAAGCUCAAGAAUGCAUAUUGGAAAAGAGCAUGCUGGAUAAUCGUAAGCCGACAAUUGUAGCAAAAGUUGCAAAGCAAAUAGUAGAUUACUUUACUAUGGCCCUAACCACGUUGGACCAAGGCGGAGCUGAAGAUGGAACUAUAUCCGAUACUGUGGGUAACAAAAUUUAUAAGAGCUGGAAACGGUAUGUCAAGUUUAAAAAAGCGUAUCAUAUGGCCGUGACGUAUCUUUAUCAAGGCCUUGCUGCAGAGGAACAAAGGAAGAUGGGAGAACGAGUAGCUUUUUAUAAUGCUGCGUUAGCAUCCCUUAAUGAAGCACACACGAUCUACGAUUUCGCAAACGUUAAGGAGGAAAAAGCUGCAGUGGAAGAGUCGCUCACGUUUACCAAUGAUGUAAUCGAAGGGAAGAGAAAGGCCGCUAAAAAUGAAAACGACUUUAUUUAUCACGAAGAAGUGCCUGAAAAAGAAAGCCUUCCUACAGUGAAAGGCGCGUCUUUAGUUAAAGGAAUAUCGUUUGAUAUAAAUGACCCAGAGGUAUCAGGACCAGAUAUAUUUGCAAGAUUUGUUCCUAUGAAAGUACACGAAGCUAAUUCUCUUUAUUCAGAGGAAAAAGCCAAAAUAUUGCGUUUUAUUGGAGCAAAAAUUGACGAAAAAGAUCAAUAUCUUAAUACUUAUCUUACUUCCUUGAAGCUGGAACACAUGAAUUUAUGGGAUCCUGAUGCACAAGGUUCAGAAUGGGAAUGCUUACCUCUGCCGGAAGAAUUGCUCGAACGAUGUGCUGCGCUUAAUGCAAAACAGCAUGUUAUUCAAGAUUUAGUAGAUAUUAUGGGAAAAUUAUCUGAAACAAGCCAAGAUGUUGAGAAAGUACUAAAGGAAAUAUCAAAAUUUUUGUUGGACGAGGAACAAAAGGAAAAGCAAUAUCAAGAUGCAGUAGGCAAAAGACCACCAUCGAUAGUAGCAACAGAUCUAACUAGAGAAGCUAAAAAAUAUGAGGAAGCUCACAAUAAAGCUUCUGAGAGUAAUCAAGCCCUCCAUAAAGCAAUAACAAUGCAUGUAAAGAAUUUAAAAAUUUUAGCGCAGCCAAUAGCUGAUUUAAUGGCCCAAAUUCCUUCACCAAACACAUACUUUGCAGAUCAAGGUUCGGAAAAAUCACAAACUAAAGAAUUAGAGAAACUACAUACUAAAGAGCUAAAACGUGUAUUAAAUAAAGUAGACGAGAUGCGAAUGCAGAGACUUGAUUUGCUUACUAAAUUACGGGAUCAAAUUGUCCAAGACGAUUUAACACGUUUACUAGUCACAGCUACGUCUGAAUCUGUCUCUCUAGAUCGUUUGUUUACGGACCAGCUUAGCAAGCAUCAAAGUUUGGUGAACUUGAUAGAACAAAAUCUUGCUGCUCAAGAUAAUAUAUUGGCGGCUUUAACGGACGCAUAUGCACAGACUGCAAAUGUACGUAAAAAUGUAGAGGAAGUAUUGAAGCGUAGAGAAAUGACCAUCUCUUCUUUAAUCAAUUCUUAUGACGCGUACGAGGAUUUGUUAGCGAAAUCGAGCAAAGGCUUAGAAUUCUACAGAAAAUUAGAAAUAAAUGUCUCGAAGCUAUUACAGCGAGUUAAAAGUACAUGCAAGGUACAAGAAGAAGAACGCGAACAGAUACUUGCUCAGGACAAUAAAAACGCAUAUGAGAAGACCGACGUGGCAAUACCGUCGACUUACGAUCAGGGACGUCCUCGAUCUGGUAAUGGUCUGAAGCUAAAGGAUUAUUUGAACAGCAGAGUGGAAGGUGGCACCGGUUAUCAAAAUCCAUAUUACAACUUAUACAAAGGGCACGUCGCAUCGAUGCAAAUGGAUUCGAAGUCAUUGGCAACUGAAAUGGGAAACAAAAAUGUAAUUCCAUCUCCAAGUACGAUACCCGUGUCGGAAAUUUCGUCCUCGGCUGUGAAGUCGUCGCAACAUUAUUACCCCGCAACGUACGCUGAUUAUAGAACAAGCUCUCCAUAUCCGUACGGUACACAGACUUAUUAUGAAAAUCCGGUUGCUAAUAGCAUCUUAAGUCAGAGCUACUUGCCGACCGCUACGAAUACUACGAACGUUUAUCAGCAACCAGCUCUAUCCACGCCAACUGCGGACGUAUCUAAUUCGAGUGUACAAUAUCCUGUCAGUUCCUAUCUACCUAACGGGCAAGCUCUGCCCGCAUCCGGACAAGAUAAAUUCCGCGACAUCUCUUCUAACUACAAUGUUUCUAAUACUGCUUUGCAGUAUGACGCUUAUCAGUCUCCAACGGGUUAUAAUAGUUAUAACAUUGCAACGCCGUAUGUUCCCAAUCAAGAGAAAGUUAAAAGCGGAACAGCUGAGACAUCCAUGCACGUCCAGCCAGUACCGCAAAUGCCCGUCUCGACGAUUGGAGCCGCAGCAGUGAGCAGCACCGUGUCGACAGAUGGUCAAGGGCAAGCUUCUUACAGCAUUAUGCAACAAGCUCAGCAAUAUGAUAAUCCACAGCAGACGACUUUAAAUCAAGAGAUGUUUCACGGUGGUCAGAACGCUGCUGGUUCUCAGCAAACGAUGCCAGCAAAGGACAAUACAUUGACGCAAAACUAUUCACUCCCUCAGACUGCUCACACCGAAAUCGCAUAUCCGCAAACCUAUCAGAAUACCACGUAUUACAAUCCGGCGGAACUACAAGCCCAGCGAGUCCCGUAUACUCAAGGCACGUACGACACAGCUGUCGUUCCUCCGACUCAAUAUAUGCAAUCGCAGCAACCGAGUGCGAGCAAUCAGUCUGUACAUUCUGUAUCGUCAACAAACGAAGUCCCGGUGUCGUACUCUUCGAGUUUACAUGGCGUUAAUCCUGUCCAGUAUCCGCAGCAAGCCGGUACAGAACCGAGUAAACAGAAUUACACGGAUAAAACGUAUGCCGCGUACGGCACGCAGAUGCCGAUGAACGCCGUCGCUUCGAAUUAUCCAAGUAAUUAUCAGAAUUAUCAGCAUGGCGCUACUGGUGCGCCGUACGAACAGACCAGCAUACUACCCGGAGAUACGUCCAGCACGUACGCCUAUAUAAAUAGCUCGAGUGGCUCGGAAAUAAUACAGAGUCACGCGAAACCGACGACGGUGCAGAGUUACUCGCAAUCGUAUCAAUAUUCGCAGCAGGCUCCUUAUUCGGGAUACGUGCAAUAUCCAAAUUAUACGCAGGGUCAAAAUUACGCCUAUAUCCAAGGCACACACGGAACUAAUACAAUGGCGUACACGUAUAAUCCUGCUAAUCAAGCGCAAGGCUACACUUACGUGUCUAAUCCCCAAGGUACACCGACUUCUCAAACAUUAAAGGCAACGGUUUCGGUAACAUCCUCCGAUGUUACGGCUACUUAUCAGCAGCAGGAGACAAAUGCAAGAUAUACGAACGCGGGCAAUAAUGCUGUAGUUAGUCAAACGCCAUCCUCGCAAUACAAUCAAGUUUAUCAGUCUCCAUCAGGAAACGAUACAGUAUACUAUACCACACCUUACGGUCUUCAAAUGCAGGGUCCAGCUGCUUCGGCCGCAACGAGACCUGAAACUCACACCAAUUAUAAUCAAACAUAUAUGCAAGCCGUCAACAAUGGAACGAACACAACGACAAGUGCUAAUCCGAUGAAGCUCACGACCAAGUCCGAGGAAGCGCAAUCGAACGUUGAUCUUCUUUCCGACCUCGACAUUACUAUAAACCAUGCGCCUCUAGUGCCAGAAGUGCGGCCACUUUCAGUACAGAAAAAAGAGGAGGCGACAACAGACAAUACUGCGGAAGGCAGUAACAAGACAGAAAAAGGCGAGCAAGACAAAUUCUGUAAAACUGAACAAGAAACCACAGCUUCUACUGAAGAUAAAAGUGAUCAUGAAAACUUGCAAAUCGUAUGGGAUACAUGGUACAAUGACGUUCAACCGAAGAAAGAUCCUCUAGGAGAACCAGCAGCGCUACAAAAGUUUAUUAAUAACGUUGAGAAAUAUGAAAAAUUCGUAGAUAGUUUACUCGUAAAAACUUUAAGUGGAGCCACGAAUCUUGAUAUUAAAUGGAAAGAAGUUCAGGACUUCGAAGAACGAGAAAAUGGAAAACAGUCGAGCACUGUAGCAUUAGCUCAUUCGUCCGAAAAUCGAACUAUUGAUUGUAUUCCAUACGACACGACACGGGUGCAAAUAUCGUCAUCGGAUGUUUCGUCAUACAUAAAUGCAUCUCAUAUCAUGGAAAUCACGCAGUGGAUACCCACAGCAUUUAUUAUAACUCAAGCACCUUUAGCAGAUAAAUUAAAUGUUUUUUGGACGAUGGUCUGGGAACAAGAAAGUGAAGUUAUUGCAUGCUUGGCAUCUGAUGCUCAGCUGAAUGGAGAGUUAUAUUGGCCCAUAAGUGAAGAAGACACCUUAGACAUUGGAAAUUUUACUAUUUCACUAAAAAAGAUAGUUAACCAUACAACUUAUAUUCAAAGAACUCUUUCUAUUCAACAUAAUAAAAAGAAAGCUGAGAGAGUCAUUGUACACAUGCAAUUUCUUGUGUGGCCUUCAAAUGGUUUUCCGAGUAGUCCCGGGGCUAUACUUGCAUUUUCAAGCGAUGUGAUGACAGAGCAGGCAUUAAGACGUUGUUCUCCCAAGCCCGUAAUAGUACAUUGUUUAGACGGCGGUUCGUUGAGCAGUCUGUUUUUAGUGGCUGCUGCGACUGUGUGUCACAUACGAGCUGCCUGUGGAAUCGUAGAUGUACCGCUGGUUUUUAAAGGCCUUGCGAAAUGUCGCAAACAAGUCGUAAAUAAGGAAUCAUUGUUAUUCGCAUACAGACUAGUAUUGUACCACGCUCAAGAUAUUUUAAUGAAACGCGGUAUUUUAUCAUCCACUCGAGCUACGUUUGAGAAUUUGGAUGGAUUCAGAGGGAACAAAGAGAAAACAUCGCGAAAGUUACAAUGCCAUCCUUCGGACGAUUUUCUUCAUAAUCUCGGCAUGGGAAUGCAGCGUCCUGAUUCUGAGCAAUCAGGAAAAACACAAACAAUUUUAACAAGCGACAGCACGUCGAGUAAAAGUUCAUCGUCACAAGAAAAAUCUAAUGGCAGAGUCAUCGAUCCCUUGAGUCAAUUGGAUCCUUUGUGGUCUAUCAGGAGAUAAUCACACAACGCUAGGAAUAUAAAUUCCACUAUGCAGCUUUAAACGAUUAUUUAAACGAAAUAGGCAUUCCUAUCUUUGUUAAAGUGAUUGAUAAAAGUAUCGAGCAAGAAUUUUUAAGAUAGCUUGUAUAAAUAAUGUUGUAAUAUGGAAUUAUAGAGUAACACAAUGCAUCUAAAUUAGCCUUGAAAUAAAAGACAUUUAUUCAAGUAUUUGUGUGCUAAUCCUUAAGUUUUAACAGUUUUACUGUCUGUUAAAUAUAUAGAAUAAAAAAUAUAAAACACA
Molecule: messenger RNA, 6106 nt
Organism: Temnothorax curvispinosus
Lineage: Eukaryota; Metazoa; Arthropoda; Insecta; Hymenoptera; Formicidae
Gene: mop
Product: tyrosine-protein phosphatase non-receptor type 23
Exons: 15
Coding region: 161-5824 (1887 amino acids)
Biological process (GO): protein transport to vacuole involved in ubiquitin-dependent protein catabolic process via the multivesicular body sorting pathway; endocytic recycling; early endosome to late endosome transport
Cellular component (GO): endosome
Molecular function (GO): protein tyrosine phosphatase activity; protein binding
Source: RefSeq, a predicted model, not a curated record